This is a messenger RNA of Lepisosteus oculatus (spotted gar), 1140 nucleotides long. Lineage: Eukaryota; Metazoa; Chordata; Actinopteri; Semionotiformes; Lepisosteidae. The record is from RefSeq and is a predicted model, not a curated record.
AUGACCCUGCUGAUUUCUAAGGAGAACAUCACCUGUCCGGCCUCCGGGCGGCCCGCUCCGGACACGAAGUCUCGUCUCCCCGUCAACCUGCUCAGCAUCUCUCCCUGGGCGUACAGGAUCUCCCACGACCCGAGCAGGUACCCCAGGUACAUCCCGGAGGCCUACUGCCUGUGCCAGGGCUGCCUGAGCGGCCCCCGCGGGCAGGAGAGCAUGCUGUACCGCAGCACGCCCGUCUACAUGCCCGCGGUGGUCCUGCGCCGCGCCCCCUCCUGCGCCGGGGGCCGCUACGCCUACGCCGAGAGCUACGUGUCCCUGGCGGUGGGCUGCACCUGCGUCCCGCAGCUGGACCGGCCCGGCAACGACACCUGGAGCCGGCCAGCGUGAGCGGCCACCUCUCCCGUCUCCGUGCCCCCCCCGCCCGUGAAGAGACAUUUAAACUCCCUCCUUCACCACAGUCAGGGGACACCAGGUAAGCAGAAACAAAGGACAGUCGGAGAUUUGCCACCUGCUUGCUUAUUUUCCAGCGUGACUUUACUCCUGAGGGACAAACCAAUUUAUUUCAUAAAGAGCGGACGUUUCCCAAACCAACAGAUAUGCUCAGCGAUCAUUUUUUUUUCUCCAAAUGUCUGAACCCGGUUUCCACUAAAGUUUGUAUAGUCAUUAAAAACAUCCUCACUGAGCAUUUGGAAGCUGCAAUUCCAAAUUCCAAAAGGAAAAUGACGAUCGGGUCUGUCACGGGACCAGUCGUGCAUGAGGAGAUUCCUGCCGCCGAUGGACAGUCGUCUGCAGGGGGGCUGAGGAAUCGAACAGGCGAGGAGGGAGCGUGGCCUGUAGGCAUCACGGCCAGCUGCUCACGUGCCGCUCGGUCUGGAUCUGUCCCAGUGCGCUCCUCGAGCCUGGGCAAGCGGGCGGCUGGUCCCUGCUCUGGAAUGCCUAGAUGCCACAGAGCAAUCCCAGUUCAACCUGCACUCCUGCCAGGGCGACGGCACGGGGGGGCGUGAUCCAUCUGUUCAUCAACGUGAUGCCAAAACACAUAUCAACAUACACAAUCUGCAUGCUUUCUCUGAAAAUGAACAAGUAAUAGGUUUAUUCCAUGCGGGAAAGAGCAGAAGGAAAACAAUGUUUCGGCUGUGGAACACC